This is a messenger RNA of Micromonas commoda, 3492 nucleotides long. RefSeq lists its product with no specific name. Gene Ontology annotation, cellular component: nucleus. Bases 1 to 3492 code for a protein of 1163 amino acids. The record is from RefSeq and is a predicted model, not a curated record. Gene Ontology annotation, biological process: DNA repair; DNA alkylation repair. Gene Ontology annotation, molecular function: dioxygenase activity; protein binding. NCBI's taxonomy places the organism in Eukaryota, Viridiplantae, Chlorophyta, Mamiellophyceae, Mamiellales, Mamiellaceae. The transcript has a single exon.
AUGCCGCCGCCGGAGCGCGACGGUCCCGUGGAUGUGACGUUGGUAUUGGAGGGUGGGCGCGUGGGCGCCGAGCUCGGGAGCAUGGCGCUGCUCGAGCUCGGUUCCGCGCUCGCGGCGGUCACCGAGAUUCGCGGCGGGACGGGCGCCCCCGCGCCUCGGUGGAUCGGCGACGCGGUCCCUUCGACGUCCGGCGGCGCCCCGGAGACGGUCUUGACCGCCGGUGUGACGUUCCCAUCCCUCGCCGCCGCGCGCGCGGCGGUUCGGCGGUGCGCUCUCACCCGCAUGGCGCUCGCGCCCGUCGCGAGCGGCGACCCCUCCGCGGUCGCAUCCGCCAUGGGACCCGAACGCGCCGCGAAGUGCGCGGCGCAGGUGCUCGCUCCGGGGCGUAAGGGCGUGCCCAGGGUAGUUCUCGAGCGCGUGGGCGCCGAGCUAUGGGACGCGGGCGUCGGAAGGGCCGUCGCCGCGGACCGCGCGUGGCUCAUCGCCGUCGCCACGUCCGAGGGAAAACCCGGCCACGAGGAAAAACAACGCGUGCUCGAUCCAUCCCGGCCGCACGUGUACCUCCAUCCCGAGGGCGCGAUGUGCGAGGUCAUCGCGUGGGGGCUGGACACUCGCGCCGCCCUCAAAACCGUGGAGGCUCCCAACGCCAUGCCCCCGCAGCAGGCGUUCCUCGCGUUGAACGCCGCGAGGGUCCGUCCGGGCGACGUCGUGUGCGACCCCUGCGUCGGCGGUGGAGCCGUCUUGCUCGCCGCGCUCAAGCUCGGCGUACGCCGCGUCGUCGGCGCGGACGUCGACGACGACGCGUUGGCCGCCGCAGCGGGCGCGAUGCGACGCGACGGGAUCGACGUGAACGACGACGACGACGAAGACGCUCGGUGCGCGCUGGGCCGCGCGAGUUUACUGGAUACGCCGUGGCGGGGACCCGUCGCGGUUGGAGGAGAAGGGGAGUGUUUUGACGCGAUCGUGACCGACUUGCCGUACGGGGUUCGUUCCGCCGCCGUGGGCGUCGGUGACGGCCCGAACGCGGUGUGCACACCCCGGGCCAUGUUACUCGCGCUGCUCGACCUGGCGAACGCGCGGCUGAGGCGGGGGGGGAGGAUAGCGGCGUGGUUGCGCAAGCCCGGGGAUGGCGACGGGGAAAACACAGCUGGCGCGGCGGCGUUGACCGAGGCGGACGUCGCGGCGGCGGCGUUGACGCGCGGGUUCUGGGUCGAACGCGCGGCGGGGGAGGCGCGGAAAACGGGGGUGAGCCGCGCGUUGUACGUGAUGGUGAGGGUGGAAGAGGCGGGAUGCCAGCUGUGCCAGGGGAUGCCACGUGACGAAGAAGACGGAGUAAUUUUACCGGCGAGCGAAACCUUCGGAAGUUUGGCGCACGAACUCAACCGUCGCGCGUUGGUGAUGCACGCGACGCUGCGGCGCAACGAGAACUACGGGCGCGUCGAGAGCGACGGCGGGCAGGACGUGUGGCGUGCCGCGUGGGUCGGCGACCUCCCCGGGCUGCGAUCGCGACUCGACUCGCAUCCGCUCGUCGCCGCCGCGACGGAACCCGCGGGGGCGGGGAACACGCCGCUGUCGGCCGCCGCGGGGCACGGGCGCGUCUCUUGCGUCGCCGAGCUCGUACACCGACUGGACCGUUUGAACUCGGAUGGGUUUGAAGGCGAACGCGACGCCGUCGCCGCCGCCCUGGUCCGCGCCUCGGAGUUUGGUCACGCGAGCGCGGCGGCGUACUUGUUGCGCGAAUGCGGCGCCGAUCCGGGGAUGAUCCGGCGCGGGGGCGGCGGCGACGGGGGGAACGCGUUUCACGCGGCGGCCGAGAGGGGCCACGCCGACGUUUUGGAGGCGCUUCUGGAACACAUACGAAGAGUUCCAGAAAGUCCAGAAAGUCACGCGGCGCUUGUCGCGCGGGACGCCAACGGGCGGACCCCGGCGGAGGCGGCGGCGAGGUGGGGCCACGCCGACGCCCUCCGCGUUUUCCUUCAAACGGUUCAUUCCGGUUCAAACGGAGACGCAGUUCAAACGGAGGAGUCGACGCGCACGAACUUUGCGAACCUCUGCGCCAUCGCCGUCAGGUGGGGGCACGAGGACGCCCUUCGCGCCAUCGUCGAGUGCGGCGGAUGGGACGCGACGAGAGCGGCGCUCGGCGACGUCGUGGCCGCGGAGGCGGCGCGGUGGAGCAGGGGUAAGAUCGCCGCCAUCCUCCAGUCGUGGUCGACGAUGAAAGAUACCUUAAAAGGUACGAAUGAUACCACCCUAAACCCACCUCGCGUGGAAGGCGCGCGCGUCGUGAGGUGGGAGCCGCGCACCGGAGGCGCCGUGCUGUACUGCCCAAAGUUUUGGGACCCCGACGACGGCGUUCGAUCGCUUCGUACGCAGGUGGAGGGUGACUUUUUACCCCGCACGCAUCCGCUGGUCACGCCCGCAAACAGGCGGGGACGACGAUCGCCGGUGCCGAGGGACCAGGCGUUUUACGCUGCGAGCUACGCGGCAAAGGCGCCCGAUGCGCUCGAUAAAACGCUCGAUAAAACCCUCGACGAAACGCUCGAGGGCGAGGGCGUCUGGUGGUGCUCGUACAGGUACAACCCUUCGCACACGCAGCAGCCCGCGCCGCGCGCGCCGCCGCCCGUCGUCAAAGAGCUCUCCCGGGAGGUUCACCGGCGGUGCGGACAGGUGUGCAACCACGCCGUCGUCAACCGGUACCGCGACGGUUUCGACGCCAUCGGGGCGCACGGCGACAAGGCGACGGACCUCGAAGAUGGAUCCUUCGUCGUGAGCGUCAGCUUCGGCGCGACGCGGCGGAUGGUGUUCGAGCCGCGGGUGGAGGCGCCCGCGGUGGACGGGUCCGAACGCGUCGUCCGAGCUAAAGACGUCAAGGACGCACAGCUGGCGCUCGCCGCCGCGUUACACGCGGACGAAGAGUGGAGGGAAAUUGCCGAGUUGAAAAAAACCGCGGCGGCGAGGAGCGAGGCGAAGGCGGCGGCGGUGGCGCGCGAGCGCGCGCGCGGCGCGGCGCUUCGCGACUCCGACCCGAGGGUCGCCGCCGCGGCGAACAGGGCGAGGGAGACGCGCGAGGCGUGGCGAGCCGCCAAGGGAGCCGCGUCGUUUGCGGUGGACCUCGAGCCGGGUUCGGCGGUUUUUUUUAACAUGGAGUUCAACGCCGCUUGGACGCACGCGAUAUAUCCCGUGGGGGGCUACGCACGCGAGGCGGAGGAGGAGGAGGAGGAGGAGGAGGAUGGUGAAGAGGGAAAAGUAGAGGGGGAUGGGGAGGAUGAGGAAAGCGACGAAGACGUCGAUGAGUUACGGACAGAGCCGGCGGGGGCGGCCGUCGGGGAGAGAUUUGGCGUGACGCUGCGAAGGUGCAAGACAGUCUUCGACCCCGUCCGGCAGGCUCGCGCCGAGGGGAAGCCGCGGGGUUGGCGCAGGGGGAUAUGGAGGCCACUCGGCGACAUGGUUGACCCGGCAGAGGCGGAGCGAGAGUGGAGGGAGGGUGAUUAA